Gilbertella persicaria is the source of this 351-nucleotide messenger RNA. RefSeq lists its product as uncharacterized. Gene Ontology annotation, molecular function: DNA-binding transcription factor activity, RNA polymerase II-specific; RNA polymerase II cis-regulatory region sequence-specific DNA binding; protein dimerization activity. The transcript is spliced from 2 exons. Gene Ontology annotation, biological process: positive regulation of transcription by RNA polymerase II. The record is from RefSeq and is a predicted model, not a curated record. Lineage: Eukaryota; Fungi; Mucoromycota; Mucoromycetes; Mucorales; Choanephoraceae. The coding region runs from base 1 to 351 and encodes 116 amino acids.
AUGGACAAUGAACAAGAUAUUGAAGAUGAAGAUGAAGAUGAAGAUGAAAAAAAGCCUUCUAGACGCUCAGGUCGUCGUAAAAUUAAAAUUGAAUAUAUUGAAGAUAAAACAAGACGACACAUUACUUUUUCUAAACGUAAAGCGGGUAUUAUGAAAAAGGCGUAUGAACUCAGUACACUUACGGGAACUCAAGUCUUGCUGCUUGUUGUGUCAGAAACAGGCCUUGUAUAUACCUUUACAACACCAAAACUACAACCACUUGUAACUAAACCAGAAGGUAAAAAUCUAAUUCAGUCUUGUUUAAAUGCCCCUGACAAUACCAUGGUCGAAAAUGGAAAUCCAUCAUCUUAA